AUGCAGGAAUCGACUGGAAGCCAUGCGGCAGCGGCAGCGUCUGCGUCCGAUUUGGAAUACUACAAGACAGGAACUUGGGAGCCAGAAGAACAUGAGCUCUUCUUGGAGGGUUACCAGAAGUAUGGCAGGAUGAAGGGGAGGUGGAAGAUGAUUUCCGCCCUGGUCGAAACAAGAAGUCCUAAUCAAGUCAGAUCGCAUGCCCAGAAGCAUUUCAUCAAGGUCCUACCGUCGCCGAACAAGAGGAAGAAAAGGAAAUACGUUCGACGAAUUGCUGCAAAAAAGCCACCAGCAGAGAAGAAACAAGUGUAUGAGCCUCGCUACGCAUCAUUCGCAGAAUCAAGGUCGCCCCCCGGAGAUCUGGCUGGGUUAACUCCACGUCCAGGACCAAAGUCACCGCCCGGGGAUCUUACCAAUGUCGAUACCCCCCUUGCAUAUUAUGUCGAUAAGCAGCCGCCUCCGCGAAUGCAACUACCGAUCCAUCUAUCCAAUUUGGGUGGGUCAACUAUGCCUUACCCCAGCGCAGCACCGAUGUCGCCGCCAGGGGAUCUGACCAAUGUCGAUAAGCCGACCCGAGUGCAAGUGGACCCUCCAGGCGAAUAUGCCCCAAAACAAACCGCCUUCGUGCCUUACAAUCCAAGAACAAUGCCGGUACCUACUAGCUGCCCCUCCAACACCGUGGAUCUAUACACCGAGGAAAGAUAA
Molecule: messenger RNA, 702 nt
Organism: Seminavis robusta
Lineage: Eukaryota; Bacillariophyta; Bacillariophyceae; Naviculales; Naviculaceae
Source: the annotation of a GenBank genome assembly